Tachysurus fulvidraco (yellow catfish) is the source of this 2924-nucleotide messenger RNA. RefSeq names its product complement factor H-like. Bases 85 to 2466 code for a protein of 793 amino acids. The record is from RefSeq and is a predicted model, not a curated record. Lineage: Eukaryota; Metazoa; Chordata; Actinopteri; Siluriformes; Bagridae. The transcript is spliced from 17 exons.
UGAUAAAUGAUUAACAGGUGACUAUCAUUGAUCUACCGUCUAAAAUAAGAUCUUACUAAUCCCUACGCUUCAAAUGUGUUAAAGAUGGGAUCUAAUAUGCAAGUGGCUGCCAAAAUCUUCUUUACUGCUUUUUGGUUAUCUUUUUUAUCCUUGGCCAAAAAUCAAGAAUGUUUUAAAGAAAAAAUUGAUUAUGAGAAUGUCCAAAUAAGUGAUCUCCUUGAAAGCUAUGAAAAUGGACAGACCGUGAAAGUGAAAUGUGCUACUGGCUACGUCGGAUUAUUGAGGAUUGAAUGUAAAAAUGGCAAAUGGAUUAAAAUUGCUGGGAGAGACUGUAAAAAAAGAGCAUGUGGUCACCCAGGAGACACACCAAAUGGAUUCUUUCAACUUACAAAAGAGACAGAGUUUGUAUUUGGAGCUACGGUGGAAUAUUCAUGUAGGACAGGUUAUACAAUGGCCAGCAGAAUUAGUUAUCGUAACUGUCGUACCAAUGGGUGGGAUAACGAUGUACCUGUCUGUGAAGUGAUGAAAUGCCCUAUACUUAGUGAUUUUGGAGAUGUGAUUGCAUCAGGCAACACUGAAGAAGCAAGCUAUGGCGAUGUUAUCUACUUUGAGUGUGCUUUAAACAAGAUGUUAGCUGGACCGGAAAACAUACACUGCACAGAGAAUGGAGAAUGGAGUAACACUAUACCAAAGUGUAAAGAAAUAGAAUGCCUUUCACCUGAAAUACCGCAUGGAAUUUCUAACCGAGAUAAAGUGUACAAAGAAAACAAUGUACUACAGUACACGUGUACGCAAGGAUACAAAGCCAAUAAUCCCUCUAAAUGCACAAGAAACGGCUGGACAGUACAACCAGGAUGUGAAGAAAUCAGCUGUGAAUAUCCCGAUGAUCAACAACUGUCAUUUCCUGAGCCCUUCAACAGGGGGGUUUAUAAAUUCGACCAAAUUUUAAAGUAUGACUGCAAAGAAGGUUAUCAUAAAACAGCUGAUAAUGCUAAAUGUACAGAAAAUGGCUGGGAUCCAAAAAGACUGUGUAUCGAGACUACUUGCAGAAAGCCAGAAGUUCCACAUGGAAGAGCGUCGACCUACACAGAUAGUUUUAAAUAUAAUGACUAUUUACAGAUCAGAUGUGAUAAUGGCUAUGAACCUAAACAUUUUUUUGUCAAGUGUAGCAAAAAUGGAUUAUGGGACGGAAUGAAAGACUGCAAAUUAGAAAAAAGAGCUUGUGCAGAAACCUCUGUGCAAAAUGGGAUCAUACAAGAAAUUGACACAGGACGAAAAUAUUCUUACUCAUGUGAUAAAGGCUAUAAAGCAUUUGAUGAGAAAUGGUGGGAUGUGGUAAGCUGCACUGAAGACCAAUGGAGUUAUGCACCACUGUGUAUACCUAAUGAUCACUGUGGUCAAAUUCCUAAUGGUCCUGCAAAGCACAAUCAUGCAAAGAAAGGAUAUAAGGAUGGAACUCAGGUGGUUGGAUGUGACUCAAACACAUGCUUUUUUAUAUGUGUCGAAGGAAAGUGGGAGAAGAAAAAUGAUCAAUCUAACAAAUGUGGUUCUCCUCCUCCUGUUGAAAACGCAAUUAUUGCUUCUUACAAUUGGGACCAUGUGAUAUAUUUGUGUCGAGAAAAAUACUCAAUAAAGGGGGGUGAUUUAAAAUACUGUAUGGACUCACAGUGGGAAAAGCCACCAACAUGUGAAUACAAAGAAACUUGUGAACAAACCACUGUGACAAAUGGGUUCACAUAUGAACUGGACAAAGGAUUUACUUACUCAUGUGACUCGGACUAUAAAGCAUUUGAUCAGAAAUGGUGGGAAGUGGUAACCUGCACUGGAAGCCAAUGGAGUUAUACACCACUGUGUAUACCUAAACAUCAUUGUGGUCAAAUACCUAAUGGUCAUGCAAAGCAAAAUCAAUCAAAGGAAGGAUAUGUGAAUGGGGCAACUGAGGUGUUUGAAUGUGAAUCAAAGCCAUGUUGUUUUAAAUGUAACGAAGGAAAUUGGGAGGAGCAAGACUGUGAAUCUACCAAAUGUGGUUCUCCUCCUCCUGUUGAAAAUGCAGUUAUUACUUCUUACAAUCAGGAAACAGUGGAAUAUGCGUGUAGAGAAAAUUACAAAAUAAAGGAGGAUAAAUUAAUAUCCUGUCAGAACUCAAAGUGGGACAAAACACCAACAUGUGAAUCACCAUCACCCUUAAAUAAUGAUACGGAAGCAAGACCUUUUAUGGACCAAACUCGUUUGCCUGAAAAUGUCCCAUCUGAACAAACCAAACUAAAGUUCAAUGAGCCUGGAAAAUGUUCACCUCCUUCACAACAAAUAAAAUAUGCGACUGUGAAAUCAGAUCUGAAGGACUUCUAUGAAGAAGGUGACACUGUAGAAUAUCAGUGUAAAGAAGGCUUUCACUCUGACUCCAAAGCCGAGUGUUCCAAAGGAGAGUGGAGAUACCCAAAAUGUAUAGAAAUUGAACUGGCCUGAAUCAACAAUCCUUGCCUGCAUCCAAUGGACUAUAAUAUCCAGAUGUUCAUCGUGACCAUAUCAAAAACCAUUCCCAUUAUGGCAGGAGUGCCUAUUACACCAGUUUUCAUGUAUUAAAAUUAAACCAGGUUAAUUUUGGGAUUUGCACUAUAUGGACAUUCCGUUUAAUCUAUAAUACAAUGACAUUUUAAGAAGUUAUAUUUUGUAUAAUUAUUCUUUGAUUAUCAUUAAUCAGUCUGUCUAGAUAAAAAAAAACAACAACAAAAAAAAAAAAACAACCAUUCUGGCCUUUGUGUGAAACUGCAUUGCAUCUUUUUUGGGCUAAAACUAUUCUUCUAAGGUAAAGUUUAUAAAGUUGGCAUUUGCCUUACUUAUAGCUUCAUGAGUCUGUUUUUUAGCCCCAGGGAAUCAUCCCAUUAAUCUAUGUAGUGGAAAUUUUUACUUUAGAGAAGAACACA